AUGAGACUCUUUUCCUUAAUUGUUGCUGGGCUUGCUCUUCUCAUCCUACUUUACCCAGCAAGAAGCACAUUCUACAGAAGGUUCCUCUGUAAAAAGAUGAAUGGCCGGUGUGAAAUUGAGUGCCUUACUUUUGAAAAAAAGAUUGGGACCUGCCAAGCCAAAGGAACACCACUGUGCUGCAGAGAAAGAAAGAAACACUGA
Apodemus sylvaticus (European woodmouse) is the source of this 201-nucleotide messenger RNA. RefSeq names its product beta-defensin 13-like. NCBI's taxonomy places the organism in Eukaryota, Metazoa, Chordata, Mammalia, Rodentia, Muridae. The coding region runs from base 1 to 201 and encodes 66 amino acids. Gene Ontology annotation, cellular component: extracellular region. The transcript is spliced from 2 exons. The record is from RefSeq and is a predicted model, not a curated record. Gene Ontology annotation, biological process: defense response.